AGUUUUGUAGAUCAGUUACCAAGAUGCUGAAGAUGUCACCACCUGAUAACACAAGAUUAAAGUUGUGCUCCUGAAAGUAAGUUUAUAUUCUCUGUGACCUUUGUUAUAAGUGUGCUAAUGUAGAUAUGAUAUAUCUCUGAACCACAUAAUUAUUUUGGGCAAUUGCCCCUUGUGGCAGGUGGAGGGGGGAGGGGGUACUCCCUAUAAUGGCCUAUAGGAGGAGGUUGUGCUCAAUACCCUAUAGGCGUGCGAGCUACCCCAUAGCAUGCUGCAGUUGUCAAAAUGUGAUUGGCGGUCGUAAUAGACAGCAUGUAAGGCGGCAGGGGGCAAACAAUGAUUGAUGGGUAACCAGACGCAAUUUUCUUUAAUAUAGUGUAUUAUAGUGUCAACAUGGUUUUCGCAUGUUAGAUUUUCAUCAAUAAGCAUGCUAAGAGGCUUAGAGGAAUGAGAAUGUUUGAUCAGAACAUUAUUUAUAUUUAAGGAAGGCAGAGAAGUUAGAUUAUUAAGCUUUUACCUUGAGCUGUUUAAUUUGAAUUCAGUUUUAGUCAUAUGUAACAUUAAUUUAUUUGCGAUAAGCCAGUGAUUAAUGUUGAGCAAGUCUUCAUUCAAGGAAGACUGAAUGGAGUGGAUAUUGCCUUUCAAAUAAGUCAGAGGGGUCAUCAACAUACUAGUCAUUCUUUGUUCAAAAUGAAACAGACAACUGGAAAAAUCAUUGAUAUACAGCAAAAACAGUAGAGGCCCUAAAAUAUUGUUCCUUGGGGGAAUGCCACACUUGAGGGUGUAACAUUCUGAAACAUAAACCAUAGACAAGAGGUUUCUGAGUAGGAUUAUCUAAAUACCUUAUUAUAGGAAAUUAACGCUCAAUGAAAUUAAGGUAUUGGAAAUUAACGCGACUUAAAUUAACACGAAUUUAAUGGAAAACGACUUUCGAAUAAAGAAAAUUAACGCGAAAGAGAAGGUAGAGUUUCAUAAUGAAGGAAAUUUAUGUGAUUAAGAGACAGUUGGUGGUGAAAACUGGAACAAAUUUAUUUCAACACUGGAUGCAGAAAAAUUCAAAACUGUACAAAACUGAGCUGACAUCACUUCUGACAGUGAUAACGAUGAAGAUGAACUCGAAGUAUUGUAAACCUUUGCCUUAGCUUUUGUGAAAGAUGAAAAAAUGGAAAGAAAGAAAGCUUGUAGUUAAUGUUUUUUAGCUGUCAAGAAUGUCUGGACAGGUUUCAAAAUUGUGGUUAAAAUACUGGAAAUUAAGAGUGCGGAAAUUAACGCUGCACUUAAUUAACAUCCAGAAAUUAACGCUCAACAAAAUUAACGCUACUUAAAUUAGUGAAUUUUAACAAUUUGCGUUAAUUUUAUGGAGCGUUAAUUUCCUGUAAUAAGGUAGGAGGAAAAACAUUAUGGGUAACACCUGAUAUACUAUAAAGGUGUAAUUUAGACAAUAGCUAGGAUAUCAUGAUGGACUGUGUCAAACGUUUUCUUUGGUCAAGAAAAGCAAAAGCGUUAACGUUACCUAUAUCAAUAUUACAGGCCUCUAAUAAGGCUGUAACUGUUGAAUGGAGCAAAUGGAAUCCGGAUUGGUGCUUAGACAAAAUAUUAUGAUCCGAUAAACUGGCAUAGAGUUGAUAAUAGAUAAUUCUUUCAAAUACUUUGGCAAUUGUAGAGAUAACAGAUAUUGCACGAUAAUUGUCUAUGUCACUUCUUUUGCCACUUACUUGAAUAGAGGAGUAAACCUUGCGGACUUCCAAUCCUCAGGAAAUAUACCAUUAGCUAAAGAACUAUUAAAUGAAGUUGAAAUAAUAUGAGGUGCAAUUAAAUCAGCACAAUCUAUAAUAAGCUGACUAUAUAUUCCAUCUGGACCAGCACUUUCAGAUUUAUUCAGGUUUUUAAAAAGAGACAACACUUGAUUACUAUCGCUUUAAAUGCCAGAGAUAUUUAAAUUUCUGAAAACUGGGGCCAUUGUUUAAAGGUAUUUCGCAAGCCAGUUUCGGGCCAAUAUUGUAGAAAAGUGAUCAUCGAAAGUGUUUGACAAAGAGGUAUUUAAUUAAAGUCAUAGAAACUCCAUUCAGACUUAUAAUUCCUUAACAGAAGACCUGCCAGAUUGAUUUGAAGUAAGCUCAUUUAUGAGCUUCCACGUUUUAUGCAGGUUGCCAUCAGAUUCGCUAAAUUUGUUUUUAUAAAAUAAUUCAAUAGCCUGUUUGAUUUCAGCUUUGACUUUGUUAUGCAUUCUUUUAAAGCAGACCCAAUUGUGCGGAUCAUUGGACCUAAUUGCUUAAAGUGCCUUAUCAGCAGUUAAAAAGGGAUACAAAGUUUUAAACUAGGUAUGUGAAAGGGGUCAUACCAUAUUUUGUCAAAAGAAGGUGUACGAAAGGGGUACCUUUUCUGUCAGAAUGGUAUUUCAAAGGGUUUAUAGGGGUUGGACAUCAAGGUGGAGCCUCCCAUAGAACUUUGUUGAGUACCCCCUCCCCUGGGGGCAAUCCAUGGUGUUGUUGUAGUAAUUUGCAUGGCUUCAAAAUAGGUUUAUUAUCUCAUAUUUUGAUGUCAUCUUUACCAUCUUUUUAUUAUUUUCAGGAUUUAUGCCAGUUGAAUAUUAAACACAUACAAUAAGUUAGAUGGUGUGAAGCUAUAUCAAAGGAGAAGGUAAUUUAGCUGAGUUUAUUAAAUUGAUAAUGAUUGCAGUAAAAUGGCAAAGGGAGUUAACAUUGUAAGCUUUAAAGCUUUCAUGCAUCACUAGAGUAUUAUUAAUUACCAUACCUCGCAUUUGAUUUAGAUGCAUUCAUUGAUAUACUAUUGAUUACAACUUACACAGUGAUGGUACAGUGGCCAGAAACUGUUAACAUUCCAAACAUUUCUAUUGCCUUGAUCUCUAUUUGUUUGAACCUCAUGGUACAGUUAAACCUUUGCUAGUAAUGGACCCCUCCUCUUAGCAUAGACUUAGUCAUGGUCCCAGUCACUAAUAGGCGAAUCUUUAAUUGUUUACAGUUUAAUUUUUGCCUCAUUAACAUAUGCUUAUCACUUAAUCUUAUGGAGCUAAUAAAACAAACUCGCUGAAUAUUGAAAGAGCAUAACAAUUUCAGUUAUAUCUCUGAAAAAUUGAGCUCGAUAUACCAAAUGGUUUCGGAGGAAUUCUCUUUUAAAAACUCAAAAUUUUACAAAGAAUGUAUGGCUCAUUAACUUUUUUGCCACCCAGCAAUUUUGCAGUUUUUGAUGGCUGAUAUUUCCUUCAGUAUUGCUUGGAAAGAGCUGAAAAUUGCACAAAUUGCUCAAGGUUAAAUGUGCUCUUAAAUUCAACUUUUGAAUUUAGUAAAAUAAUGGUAUAAACAGUUAUGGCUUCUAUAAGUUAACUCAUAUGCUAAUGAUAAAAAAUGAAAUUGAGGUCAGCAAAGAUUCGCCUAUACUCAAGUAUGCAUUUUUGGUCGCACUUCCUUAAGUGGGAUUAAUCAGUCUCAUAAAUUGCUUGGUGACCCUGCAGACACUUACAAAUGAUGCAUAAUUUUGACCUUUGUGAAACAGACCCGGCCUUUCCAUAGCAAGAACUAGUUGUGGACCCAGGAACUUUCAAACACUGUUAAUUUGCAUAUUUAUGCACCUUUCUUGACCUCUGUGAAGUGGAUGGACACCUCUACUAAAAGUGGACACUAACUUGUCAUGGACUGAGGCCACUUACAAACUCUACAUUUUGACCUUUGCGAGGCAAACACCUCAAUCUUUUACCUGUAGGUGGACACUUCUCCUGGUCACUGUAGAGUGGUGUCCACUAAUAUAAUAAGAGGUUUGACUCUUUAAAGAUAUAGCUCGCAGUGACAUAAAGUAAUUUAUUGAUAAUUCAUAAUUUUUUAAUUAAGUUGUUGAAGUUAUUUAAAUUAUGUGGUGAUCUUAUUAAAUUAAAUUAACACUCUUUAGGGAAAUCUUUAACUGAGACUCAAUGGCGCAGCAUCAAGACCUUAAAAGAAAAGGAGGUGCUGAUCCUGAUCAUCAGAUGUCAAGAAAUCAUGCCCCUCUUCCUCUGAGUAUUGAAGUGCCUAAAAUGAGUGAUCUUCCAAACAAGUCAAACCCUUGGAGUGAUGUCCAGCUUCCUGUUGACAUUCUUUUGCUGACAGUUGAAGACUGCGAGUUUUUAGCUUGUUAUACUUUCUUGGAAAAUUCUUUUAAAAGUUAUGACCAGACCCUGGGAUACGUGUACUUUGGGACCAUGGGUGCAGAAACUGGAGAAGAGGCACUGAAAGUUGCUUUGAUGAGAUGUUAUAAAGGUUCUUCUGGUCCAGGUGGCUCUCAAAAUGUUGUUAAAAAUGCAGUGAUGAAACUGAGACCCAAGGCUGCUUUUUCCGUUGGCGAAUGCAUGGGUUUAAAAUCAAAAGACACUAAGCUAGGAGAUGUAGUGGUAUCCUCUAAACUGUCAACUGAAGAAUUCACAACUCCAGUAAGAAGAAAUAUUGGCAACCUUAACUUGUUUGUAACUGAAGGCUGGAAGCCACCGUUAAAAGAUCCAGGCGGGGAAGAAACAGUACAGGUACACCGUGACAGUGACAUAUUCAGUGGUAGUCAAUUCAUUACCAAACAACGCCGUAUGUCUCAAUCGCACGUGAUUGCAGUUGAAAGGGAAGGGGAAGGUAAGAUUAUAUACAUAUUUACUAUUGUAACAAUUUGAUGUAACAUUCGAUUUGAGGUCUAAAACUCUAAAUUGUCCCUCAGAAGCAGCUUGUGAUCAUACAAUGGCAAAAACUGUACUGUACCUAAAUUGCCAAUCAUGUUUGACUAUAGGACCACAAUGGUGACAGCAGGGUUGUCAUAACGUUUUGAAGUAGACGGCUGAGUUAUCAAAAUAAGUGGCCAGCCCAGGGAUAUUUUAUUUAAAAUCGCCAUCCUUAAAGAAAUGCGAAGCAGAGUAGCCGGCGGUACUAACCAAGUAGGCGGCGAUUUUUGCUGGCAGCUGGCUACUUUUGACAACCCUGUGACAGUGUGAUUAGGUUAUUGUGGAUUGCAGUUUAUUAUAUUAUUAUUCUAUAGUGUGCCAGGAACAUAAAUUAUUGUUGAGCUUAAAAGAUUAUAAAUUUCAGUCACUACACUGCAGAGAAAAAUUCUGAGCAUAAUCAGCUGUGCUAGAUUCUUGUUCAUAAGUGGAUUGAAUAAGGAUCAUCCUCUGUUUUUUCUUUCCACUUACAGGCCUGUUUGCUGCAGCUCAUGAUAUGAACAUUGAAUGGGUGAUUGUUAAAGGGAUAUCACAUUUUUCUGAUGAUAGCAACACUCCUGAUGAGUCCUGGAAGUCAUUUGCUUCUGUCAUGGCAGCUUCUCUUGUGUCCAACAUGUUAAAUGAUCCUGUUGUUUUUAAAGAAUGGCCUCACUAUGAAGGUAUGUCACAUUCCCUGUUCUAUAGUGACUGACUUUUAAUAUAGUGAUGAAUUUUCUGUUCAGAUAUUUUUUGAGUAAACUGUUUCAAUAUAUCCUGGGUUCAAAUUUUUCUCUCUGUUUCAAACUCAAAUCAUACAUUAACAUUAUAAAAAUACCACAUAACAAAGGCCAAAAGAAAAAUUUGUUUUUAGGGGGCUUUUCAAAUUUAUAAUACUUUUCUUCUUUACUUUGUAUUUGAGGGCAAUUUCCAAGUACAAGUCCCUGGGGGUCUUAUAUUUGGAGGGGCGAUUUAACGAAGGGUUUGUUUGUGUUACGAGUUUGGGGGCCUUAUAUUUGGAGGGGCUUAUACAUGGAGGGGCUUAUUUUCGGAAUUUUACGGUAUUUUUGGUGCGUGUGAUGACCUUGCGUGCGUACAUCACACAAGCUCUGCGUGACAACAAUCUCGUCACCAUGCAGAGCCUUCAAAUCAGAUUAUGGCUGCGCAAAAAUCGCUGUGUAAUAGUGUGGAGUGCAUGUGACAACUCUACCUAAACUAGAAUAGUAGGGAGGAUUACUAGUAAAAGAAAAAUAUGUAUUAUUUCUAAAUAAUUUUAGUCAUUUUGCUAAUUCGUCAUUUUGUCAUUUUUCCAUUUCGUCAUUUUGGCAUUUUGUGUUUUAAACAGCCCUUCCAGAUUAAAUGAUUGAUGAACACUGGUUUCAGCAGAAAUAACAGUGAUCAAAUUCAAAUUCAAAUUCUAGAGCACAGUUUUCUCUUAUUAUUUUGAGAUAUGUCUUUGCCAAGAGAGCAGUCUAUUAUUGCCUGGUGUUUCAUAGCCUCUUUUUCUUUCCAGAAAUUUUGCUGAAAAAUCCUGUUGGAAGCUCAUUUUUUUAUCCAUUUUCUGGUCACUAUCUGGCCAAAAAGAUAGGCCCAAAUUUUCUAAAAUGCUGGAAGUGCAACACUACGCUGCCUUUUGUUCCUUAUGCUAAAAUAAAAUUAAUAUAAGUGUUGUUUUGAAAAGUGACACAGCCCCCUCAACUUUUCCCUGUUGCUUUCUCUCUUCCCUUCUUCUAUCACUUUCCCUGCCGCAUUUUUGCCUUAUCUUGGAGAUUUACUAGGCUUCUUUUUGGUGAGACAUGUUUUUGGGAAAACAUUUAGCAGCGUGUCAAAUAUUUUGAAGGAAGAGCAGAUGGGAAAUGAAACUUCUUGAAAACAUUCUUGUCUUUGUUUCAGCUGUGUUUGAAUUAUUCAGUAAUUUAGGAACUGUCUAAGGAAAUAAAUAAAUAAAUAAAUAAAUAAAAUCCACAAAAUUGAAAAUGAUGUUGUGGUAUUAUUUAGGUUCAGUCUAUCCACCCACCCACCCACCCACCCAUGCUACCUCAACAAAAUAAAAACCUAUGACCUGCUCACCAUAUGAGUCACCCAUAGCUCAGUGGUUACGGCAUCCUACUGGUAUCUGGAAGGUUGUGGGUUUGAUUCCUGUUAGGGUUUUGGAUUUUUUUUUUCUGAGCAUUUCUUUGUUGUAUUUAAUACUUAUUCUUGGUGAUCAUUCAUCCAUGUGCUGUUUCUCUUAUAAAAUUUUGUAAAUUGACAGUCUGCUCCUCCUGGUAAGGGUUGCUAAUCAACUCAAUCAACUGCUAUAAAUUAUAUUGAAAAAAACUUCUUGGAAUUGACAAAAAAAUCCUUGUUAACAGAUUCUGUAUGCCUUGAGGAGUGCCAGAAACAGCUGCGAUCACUUUAUGAAACCAGUAGCAAAGUCAAAAUUAUUCCAUGGGACCAGAACUCUGCUGUUGAUAUUGACAAGAUCUACACAGACUUGUCUUGGAUCAUGGAUGACAGGACACCCAGGGGAGUGAUUCAAGAAAACCUUAACCACUACACUGAGAUUUUUGCUCACAGAGAACGUCGUCAUGCACCCAAGCGAAUUUUGGUUUAUGGACAGCCAGGUAAUGGAGUGAAUUGAGUAAGAAUUGGAAGAACACAGAAACCAUUAGUCUACUGGCAUAAUUAAUCCAGCGAUUUAUCAGCUGGUGAUGUUCAGUUUUCUUGGGUGUUUUGCUGACAUGUACAUUUCCAAGUGGGAUAAUCUUUCCCCAUGCUGUCAAACCCAAUUAAUGUAGUAAUAAUGGUAAUAAUAUUUGGCUCAAUUUUAUCUGAAAUUCAAGUUCAUUAAAUGUAUGGUAAAAAGAUAAAACUAAAAUAAAAAGUCUUCCAAGGAUAAAAUUGCACCGCAACCUUCACAAUAGCGGACUAAUGACUGGCAGAUUGGCCCAGUUGUUUGAAGGCCGAAUUGUGUGCACCAACCUGGGUCCAGUUGUUCAAAGGCCGAUUAGUGCUUAACCCGGGAUUCUUUUUCUGUGUUCAAAAGCAUUUUCUUGGAUAAUUUUCUCUGUUAUUUUUUAGCUUCCAAUCAUCAACUUGUAGACAAAAAGAAUUAAAACUGAAAUGCUUUUUAAGCUUUCCUAUCUGAAUUCAAAUCUCGCACUAACCGGGAUUUUUCUUAACCCAGCUUUGCGCAACUCGGCCCAGGGGUUAAAUUUUAAGCCAUAUAUGCAGAGUGAACAACAUAUUUAUAUGGGUGGCCCUUGCCUCUAAAGUUAUGCCAAAAAUAAGUUUCCCUGCCUCUAAGGGGGCAUUUUGAAAUUCUUAGCUUCGAAAGACUGGAGUUUACAUUCAUCGAUAAUAGUAUCUCAUUUACAUAUUCAAAAUUAUUCAUGAUAAAGACAAUGGAAAUGAAUCCUUCAUACACAGACUAUUUAGGGCCGGGUUGUUCAAAGCUGGGUUAGGAUAACCCAGGGUUAGUGCGUAAUGUAGAUUCAGAUGUGAAAGCUUCAAAAGCAAAUUCAGUUUAAUUCUUUUUGUCUACACUUUGAUGAUUAGAUACUCUAAAAAGAAUACAGAAAAUUAUCCAAGAAACUGCUUUUGAUGAAAGAAAUAAAAACCUGGGAUAAAAAGUUUAAACAUAAUUUCGUAAAAAAAAUAAAGAAAUGAAAUAAAAAAAUUCUCUUAAUUCAUAUUUCAAUAUUUUAGAUUCCACUUCACUUGACUUCACAUGAUAAAAGUAAAACAAAUCUGUUCAAGAUGUAUUGACAGUUUGUUCAUAAUGUCACGUAGGUAUCGGCAAGACUGCUUUCACGAAGAAAGUAACUUUUGACUGGUCCCAGCAGAGAUAUUCAGAAACAUUAGGAGAAUUUGAUCUUGUCCUUCUGGUGAGGUUACGUGACGUUAGUAAUCUUCAAGAUGUUCCGUCCAUUCUGGGUGCUUCUGAAGUGCUGGAUAGUAAAGGUGCAAUUUCCGUACACAACCUGUAUGAUUACGUUUGUCACCAUCAAGAAAAAGUUUUGCUUAUCUUCGACGGCUACGAUGAGUAUGUUUAUAGUUCAAAAAACGAGUCGCCUGUCUUCAAAAUCUGGAAAAAAAGCCAGUUAAGAGAUUGUUGUGUUGUAAUUACUUCAAGGGAAAUGAAAGCUGAGACGUUGAGAAAUUUUAGUGAUGCUCAAUUCAAAAUUGACGGCUUUAAUUAUCAGCGCCAAGUAGAGUUCUCUCGUGGAUUUUUGAAAGAUGAUAAAGAUGUUGGAGAGUUUUUUGAAUACUUGGAGGAGCACGACCUAAGCGAACUAGCACAAAUUCCGCUUUUGCUGUUAAUGUUGUGCUUACUCUGGACAAAAACAAAACGCGAAGAACUACCUAAGGAACGCGCACACAUCUUUGCCCAGUUUGUCAAGACUUUGUUCGAUCACUUGCGUGAAAAACAGUCUGCUGAAUCAGUGGUUGUUAAAGAUUACUCAGAUGAAUUAUACGCAUUAGGACGCAUGGCCUUUGAAGCCCUUUUGCAAGGCCAGCUUCAUUUCCCUGUUAGUCAGUUACCUGCUGGCUAUAGUUUGAUCGAGAGGCUGAUUGAAGUCGGCCUUUGUCAGGUUUUAAAUAUGGCGAGUUUGAAUCCUGAAAAAGGCGUGUACUUUAUUCACAAAUCCGUUCAAGAAUACCUGGCUGGGAAUUUCCUGAGAGAAGAGCUGACAUAUAAAAAGACUGAAAGUACAAAUUCCCUCUUGAAGUUGGACUCACUUGAAAAGAUGCAAGAGAUGUUCGAGGUUUUACAAUUUGCUGUUCAGUUGUCAGAAGAAGCCGCGCGCGACAUUCUGAUUCACCUUGGAAUGAAGAGCGGACUGAAAGAGUUCAAAUUCGACAACGAAACACCGUCACAGGAGGACUUGUCAUACGAACAAACAGAUUUUAUUAAUCUUUGUAAUCAGUUAUUUUUCUACUGCUCAGCUGAGACAAGAAAAAACCUCUUUACUACAUUUCUUUCCUCUUUAGGAGAAGUUCUUGUAAUUAAUCCAAAGCAGCUAAAUGUUAUCGCACAGGAAAAAUUAGUUCAAACUACCGAAAAAACACCCAACUACGUUUUUUUUACGACAUACAAUACAAAGGAGCAGGACUAUAGUAAUUUAAUCAUUUUAACACAACAAUUAAACGCAGUUAUUGUUAGCUCUGCAGGAGAAAAGAAAGCAUCAGAAAUUUUAAGCAACUCAACAUGGCGUAGGAUUGAUGAAUUUUUUUUAAAGAAAGAAGAAAACAACACUCACCUUUAUUUAGCUAAAAUUGAGAAACCUUUUGAUAUAGAUAUAAUUAAGGCGCUUAUUAGUAAACAAGAGACAACAAAGAAGAUAAACGUGAAUGGUGAUGAGUCAAGUGAAGAGAGCAGCAGCAGCUGUUGUUCAAAGCAUCAUGGUCUCUCCAGGGUUUGGUGGAUUCAUGCUUGGCUUGUGAACAGGUCACAAGUGGAACUGAUGAGUGAGAUGAUGCAGUUUAUCACCGCUCCACACGAGAUAUGGGUUUGGGGUAAACCCGGUGAAGUGUACGAUGCUGAGGUAACAGAGUCUCUGAUGAGGAACAUCCAAGUAACACACAAACUGAAGACAUUAUUACUCUGGAAUAUCAAUGUAACAGCAUCACCUGCUGUGGAGUUCAUCAACAAUUUAUUUAAAAAAGCACCAAACUUGGAGUUGCUCAACAUGUCAGGCAAUCCUCUUCUGGGUGCAGGAGUAGACAGCUUGAUUAAACAUCUCAGCUGCGCUCCUCACCUGGAGAGACUGUGGCUUCAAGAUGUGAAGAUGACUCCGCAGCAGGUGAUGAAUCUCACAUCAGCCAUCAAGCAGCACGGCAACAUCACUAGACUGGGGUCAUCCUACCACGUAAGUUUUCCAAUUUUAUCGCAAUUUGUUUCUUUAUUCUUUGUUUACAGUUUAUUUCUACUCAGCUCUUGCCUUUCGUCAUUUUCAUUUCUGUGUCAUUUUUAUACUCGACAAAACACGAGAUUUACUUUUGAAAACAAAUCACAAACUUUAGCAGAUUCAAAGUAUCGUUUCAAAUUCAUUCCUUUCAAUUGA
Molecule: messenger RNA, 10713 nt
Organism: Porites lobata
Lineage: Eukaryota; Metazoa; Cnidaria; Anthozoa; Scleractinia; Poritidae
Source: the annotation of a GenBank genome assembly